UCACGUGAGGGAGGCGGUGGCAGCAGCGGCAGCCGGGCGCGCUCUGGGGCUGCGAGUGAGGGAGCGAGCCGGCCAUGCCGACCAACUUCACCGUGGUGCCGGUGGAGGCGCAGGGCGAGGAGCAGGGCCCGCUGCGGCAGCAGGAGCCGGGGGAAGACGAGGAAAAGGAGCGCGGCGCCGGGGAUGGGAUUGCCAGGGAAAGUAGCCCUUUUAUCAACAAUGCAGAGAUUGACAAAGGAAAUUUGUACGAAGGAAAGAAUAUGGCUCUCUUUGAGGAAGAAAUGGAUAGCAAUCCUAUGGUAUCAUCUCUUCUUAAUAAACUAGCAAACUACACUAAUCUGACUCAAGGUGUGGUGGAACAUGAAGCAGAUGAAGACAGCAAGCGAAAGGAAGUCAAGGUUCCACGUAUGGGAACUUUCAUUGGUGUGUACCUGCCCUGCCUGCAAAACAUCUUAGGAGUCAUCCUUUUCUUGCGUUUGACGUGGAUUGUGGGGACAGCUGGAGUUCUUGAGUCUUUCAUCAUUGUGUUCAUGUGUUGUGCUUGUACUAUGCUGACUGCUAUUUCAAUGAGUGCAAUAGCAACGAACGGUGUAGUUCCAGCUGGAGGCUCUUACUACAUGAUUUCAAGAUCUUUAGGACCAGAGUUUGGUGGAGCAGUGGGACUUUGUUUCUACUUGGGUACAACCUUUGCAGGAGCGAUGUACAUUCUUGGUACCAUUGAAAUUCUAUUGACCUACAUUUCACCUAGUGCUGCUAUAUUUAAAGUAGAAGAGGCUGGUGAAGAAACAGGGGCUAUGCUGAACAACAUGAGAGUUUAUGGAACAUGUAUUAUCAUUCUGAUGGCCAUUGUAGUCUUUGUGGGAGUCAAGUAUGUCAACAAACUUGCCCUGGUCUUCCUUGCCUGCGUGAUUCUUUCCAUCAUUGCCAUAUAUGCAGGAGUUAUUAAAACUGCUUUUGACCCACCAGACUUCCCUAUCUGUCUUGUUGGGAACCGUACACUGUCAAAACGCGGCUUUGAUAUCUGUGCCAAAUAUACUGAAAGCAAUAAUGAAACAAAAACUACAAGGCUGUGGCGUCUCUUCUGUGAUAGCUCAUUGCUCAAUGCCACGUGUGAUGACUACUUUGCUCUCAAUAAUGUAACCGAAAUUCAAGGGAUUCCAGGAAUAACAAGUGGAGUUCUUAUAGAUAACCUGUGGAGUGCCUAUUCGGAAAAAGGAUCAAUAGUUGAGAAAAAAGGUCAACCAUCAGUUGCUGGAUCAGAAGACACAAAAGCUGGUGGACUCCCUUAUGUUUUUACAGACAUCAUGACCUACUUCACAAUGCUUGUGGGGAUUUAUUUCCCAUCUGUGACAGGUAUUAUGGCAGGUUCAAACAGAUCUGGAGAUCUUAAGGAUGCUCAGAAAUCUAUUCCUACUGGAACUAUUUUGGCUAUAGCAACUACAUCUUUUAUUUAUCUCUCCUGCAUAGUACUGUUUGGUGCCUGUAUAGAAGGUGUGAUAUUAAGAGACAAAUUUGGAGAAGCAGUUAAUGGAAAUCUAGUGGUUGGUACACUGGCCUGGCCUUCUCCCUGGGUUAUUGUAAUUGGCUCAUUCUUCUCUACAUGCGGUGCUGGUCUUCAGAGUCUCACAGGUGCACCCCGGCUGUUGCAGGCCAUUGCAAGAGAUGGCAUUGUACCAUUUAUUCAAGUAUUUGGUCAUGGAAAAGCAAAUGGAGAACCAACUUGGGCUCUACUCCUCACUGCUGGUAUCUGUGAGAUAGGAAUUCUCAUAGCCUCUUUGGACAGUGUGGCACCAAUUCUUUCAAUGUUUUUCCUUAUGUGCUAUAUGUUUGUAAAUCUGGCUUGUGCAGUGCAGACUCUGUUACGGACUCCCAACUGGAGACCUCGUUUCAAGUAUUACCAUUGGACUCUCUCAUUCCUGGGGAUGAGUUUAUGUCUUGCCUUGAUGUUCAUUUGCUCUUGGUACUAUGCUUUGAUUGCCAUGCUAAUCGCAGGAUGUAUUUACAAAUACAUAGAAUAUAGAGGAGCGGAAAAAGAAUGGGGUGAUGGGAUCCGAGGCCUGUCUUUGAAUGCAGCUCGCUAUGCUUUACUUCGUGUUGAAGACGGUCCUCCUCACACCAAGAACUGGCGACCUCAAGUCUUGGUCUUGUUAAAUCUGGAUUCUAAACAGUUGGUGAAGCAUCCUAGAUUGCUUUCUUUCACCUCUCAGUUGAAGGCUGGUAAAGGGUUGACUAUUGUGGGAUCUGUACUUCAGGGAAUUUACUUGGAUAAAUGUGCAGAAACACAGAAAGCUGAAGAGAAUGUUAAAGCAUUAAUGGGAAUAGAAAAGACUAAAGGAUUUUGCCAGAUUGUGGUAUCUCCAAGUUGCAGAGAUGGAAUAUCCCAUUUGAUUCAGUCAGCUGGUCUAGGAGGAAUGAAGCACAAUACAGUCCUGAUGGCAUGGCCACAGUCAUGGAAGCAGACAGAAAACCAUUUCUCAUGGAAGAAUUUUGUUGACACUGUACGGGAAACAACAGCAGCUCAGCAAGCUCUGUUGGUUGCUAAAAACAUUGACUUAUUUCCAACAAAUCAAGAACGUUUUACUGAUGGAAACAUAGAUGUAUGGUGGAUUGUUCACGAUGGUGGCAUGCUGAUGUUGUUGCCUUUUCUUCUUCGACAGCACAAGGUUUGGAAAAAAUGUAAAAUGCGUAUUUUCACUGUAGCUCAAAUGGAUGAUAAUAGCAUUCAAAUGAAGAAGGAUCUGCAGAUGUUCUUGUAUCACCUUCGACUGAAUGCUGAAGUGGAAGUUGUUGAAAUGUUUGAAAAUGACAUUUCUGCAUUCACAUAUGAGAAGACGCUUGUGAUGGAGCAGCGAUCUCAGAUGUUAAAACAGAUGCAGCUAUCUAAGAACGAAAGGGAAAGAGAGAUUCAGAGCAUCACUGAUGAGUCUCGAGGCUCAAUCAGAAGAAAAAGCUACUCUAGUCCACAGUCCAUUGGCCAGGAUGUACAGGCACUGCUGCCUAAUGAUUAUGCAGAGGAGGAGGCUCAGUUAAUCCAUGACAGAAACACUGCGUCUCACUCAGCUCCAGCUGUCAAAGCAAGUGUGGCUGCUGCUGUGCCAGAAAAAGUGCAAAUGACUUGGACUAAAGAAAAAUUUGUAGCUGAAAAGCAUAAAAGCAAAGAAACAAAUCUGUCUGGUUUUAAAGAUAUUUUCAACAUGAAGCCAGAAUGGGGAAAUCUGAAUCAGUCAAAUGUGAGAAGAAUGCACACCGCUGUGAAGCUCAAUGGAGUAGUGCUUAAUAAAUCACAGCAUGCACAGCUAGUUCUCUUGAAUAUGCCUGGACCUCCUAAAAACAGAAAAGGGGAUGAAAACUACAUGGAGUUCUUGGAAGUUUUGACAGAAGGUCUGGACCGAGUUCUCCUAGUCCGAGGCAGUGGACGUGAAGUGAUCACCAUUUACUCUUAACCUUUCUGUUUUCUCGGGGGUUUUGUUUUGUUUUUUGUUCUGUUUUUUAACUGAAUGUGCAAAGUUAUUUGCCAUAAUCUGAGUAACUUCACAAAGAGUUCUACUGCGUUGAAAAUGAUCUGCAACCUGAAUCUUCUGGUGUGUGUUUUUUUCUAUUGAAAGUUAUAUUUAAAUUAUAUUUUUAGACUAUGUAGAAAAUAUUUCUGUAAUUAUUCAAUAAAUGCAAGAGGGGUCAGGAUAUUUAUAUAUAGCACACUUUAACAUUUGUUAAACUGGUGAAACACAAGAAGUGGUAAUGCUAUGACAUUUUUAAACAUAGAGAUCCAAGCAAUUUGUAUUACAUGUUUCUUUAUCUUUGUUCCCCUUCUGAAUUAAAACGGGAAAAUUGUAGGAGAAAUUUGUUUUCAUCCUUACCAAAACUGCUGCUAUGUUAUGUUGUUUCUGUUGAUUUGCCCUGGUUCAAUAAACUUCAUUCAGAAAUAUA
Molecule: messenger RNA, 3927 nt
Organism: Rhea pennata
Lineage: Eukaryota; Metazoa; Chordata; Aves; Rheiformes; Rheidae
Gene: SLC12A7
Product: solute carrier family 12 member 7
Exons: 26
Coding region: 75-3443 (1122 amino acids)
Biological process (GO): chemical synaptic transmission; chloride ion homeostasis; chloride transmembrane transport
Cellular component (GO): plasma membrane
Molecular function (GO): potassium:chloride symporter activity
Source: RefSeq, a predicted model, not a curated record